AGCGAAGAAGGCGAGUCCGGCGGCCUUUAGGAUCCGGCGGGGGCGAUCGAAGGGGCGGGCUCUGGGUCCCCGGACGGGCACGUGCAGCGGCGGCGGCGGCUGUUUCUGCUCGCAGUUUUGCAAACUUCGUAGCUCCCGGCUGAACUCGAAGGCGUUUUCCCCGCCUUUCCAAACCCUUUUUCCCCCGGAGCCCAGCAGCUGCUCCCUUUUUGUUUUUUGUUUUUGGCGCCCCGGAGCAGCCGCUGCCCCGACGUGGGACCCUUCUCUCUUCUUCUCCCCCCCCCAUCUCCUCCUCCGCGUCGCUCGUUCUUUGCGGGCGCCUUCCGACGGCUCAAAACCAGGGUCGUGGGAAUGUCGGCGACGGAAGAAGACGGCUUGCUCCGCCGCCCUUUCAAGCUGAUCGCCCUGCUCUGCGCUUUCCUCGCGCUCGCCUUGGACGUGGCGGCCCUUCUGAGCCCCGCCUGGGUCACGUCGGAACGCUACUCCCUCUCGCUCUGGGAAGCGUGUCGGCAAGUCCCGGACGGUUGGCGCUGCCUUUCCACCCUCCAGAGCGAUUGGCAAGUAGCUACCUUGGUAUUAAUCCUGACUGCAGCCACUGUCACUCUGGUGUCGUUCCUCACAUCUCUGAUUUCGUUUUGUCUGGGCACCUACAAGCGGUAUUACCAAGUUGUGGCCGUUCUCCUUUUCAUAGCAGUGGUCCUGCAGGUCUGUGCUUUAAUUCUCUACCCAAUCAAAUUCAUUGACAGUAUCUUGCUGAAGAGCUACCAUGAAUUCAACUGGGGCUACGGCUUGGGAUGGGGCUCGGGCAUUUUCAUGCUGGGGGCGGCCAUCCUUUACUGCCUGCGCACCGACUUGUAUGAAGACGCAUACUACUGAGGCAAGCCGAGGCAGAUGGACUGGAUUACGCUUGACGGAUGGGACCACAGUGGUGAACGGAGACCCAUGAAAUGGGAGGGGGACCCGCAGAUUUACUGAGAAUUCACAGCAAGCUUGCUCCUUCGGAGUAGCACCCCAUCUAUCACUAAGAUGCAGACCAGUCGCUCCAAGAACAGGAGAUGUGGCAGUCUUUGGUUGGACGCUCUUCAAGAAAAUAGAAGGACUGUCGUCGUGGAUGAGCUAAAUAAUUCUCACCUCAAUAACUAGCCCAUUGUUUUUCUCCUAUUUCUUUUCUUUUCUCCCUUCAUGGUGUUUGUUGUCUAUACAGGGCAGGUUGUCUUUAUAUUUAAAGAGAACAACUCCUGUGGCAAGAAAGAGCCUUCGUUUGCCUUUGUUUUGAGGUGACUGCUCUCCAAAUGUUUCUUGAGACGAUCGGCUGUAUGUUAGCUAGUACUGAGGGUCAUAACCGUUAAGCCUAGCUCACAUACCUAAGAGGGAGGGAUAAUGGCAGUUGUAGUCCCAAAAACAUUUGGGUCAGAAUAAAAUAUGCCAUUGAGAUGCACCAAAACCCCCGCAUGUGGUCCUUCUUACAAUAUUCAGAAACAAGUGUGGGUUGCUCCUUUGAAUCGACCACACAAAUAUUAGAAAUAAGUGAGCUUUCAAGGCCAGUUGUAAUGCUUCUUCUGGCUUGGAUUGCAGAGCUCUGGGGUGAAAUGCAAGAGCAAUGUCAUGUGAUGUUACUUGAGCGUAGACCCUGGACAUCUGGUCAAUAUGGUUUGGAGGGGACUUUCUCUCUGUCCGCUCAAGCCCAGCCUGAAGAAAUGUCAUGCUAGACUCAAAACUUCCCUUCUUUUUGAUAUUUCUGGGGUUAAAUAAAGAUGUUGCAAUUCCUUGUUCUCUGAAUACCCCAGCAAGCAUGUCCAUGCGCAAACAGUACAACUGGCUGUGUUCCUUGGCAUUUUUCUGCAGUUGAAGUCCAAUAUGUAAAUUCCCAUUUUUUAUUUGGCAAGUGCAUGUUGCUUGCUGUAGAUUAGCUGGUGAGUAAGGCACUUGAUCCUGGGAAGCCAGAGGUGAUAGGUGGUGCCUUACAGAGAAUAUAGACCUUUGGGUUUGUGGAGCUAUGAGUUUGCGCAGCGACAGAGAUGAAUAAAGCAACAGGCUGACAUGAGAUUGCCGCCUUGCACGCUUUUGUGUGUCUGCCUGCCGUUGAAAGCUUUGAACAGCUCAGCAGUCAUGAGGGGAAGAAUGAUGGAGGGGGAGUCGGAGUUGAAAAGAUUAAGGUUGGGGAAGGGCCGCCAUAGAUUCUAGGUGGCAAGCGGAGCCCCGUUGUAGUGCUCAAAACAGUGGCAAUACAAAUAUUUCUCAUUGGGUUGAUUGAUAUUGCACCGAGAAGCUGCUCAUCUUCUACAAAAGACAGCGUACACGGCAAUCAUAUUGAUUCCCUUGUGAAAACAAUGAAGCAGUGUGAGUGCAGAAGUGUGGAGGAUUUGCCAAACAGCUGCUGUGAGAAGACCAGCUCUUAUUUCACAUAGGCUUCUUUUCAUGUGCUUUUUUUCCACACCGAACCAUAUCAGGCAGCUGAUGUUUGCAAUGCAUUUAUAAGCCAAAGGGUGGGAAUUAUGCAGUUUCUUUAGGCUUCACUAUCGGCAACAACCCAUUGGGCCCAAAAUGGAAAGUCAUACCUCCAGAGACCUGAGUGAGGGGGGCAUUUUCCAUUUAAUGGCCAUUGCACAAGGAAACCCUGCAUUUAUUGAGCUGAAUUACAUCUUUAGGAUUGAGGUUAUUAUUCUAGUUUCAAUAGUUGAGUUAAAAUAUAGAACUAUGUUUAACACAACAGCUCAUUCUCCAAAUAUAUGUACCUGCAAUUAAUUGCUAGGCCAUGGCUACAUUCACAUGUCACAAUAAUCCAUGGCUUUGUGGUUUGUUCCUAGGAUACAAACUGCGUAGUAGGCCACCAAUUAAAUGGCUUUUAUUCCCUAAUGGUUUAUUUCUGAUUUGUUUGUUUCUCAGCUCCUGUUUUAGGCUGAGUAGCAGAGGGUAUUGUCUAGGGGCAAGCCACCAUUGCAGCAUCAGAUGUCACAACACAACGUGGUUUAAACAAGCCAGAGUUAUUAAGCCAGCAACAAAUCGUAGACUGAGAUGAGAUUAACAAACUAUGCUGGGUUAGCAGAGGAAAAUUCAAGGUUCUUAACAAUCCAAAUGUCAACAGAUCAUACCAGGGUCUUUUUGUGAAGGAGAAAUGUGGUCAGUGUCUCUGCAGAAACGUUACACAGCUCAGAAGAAUACAUAGCCUUGUGCUUCUACAUUUCUGAACACCUCUGUAUUAGUUCUGUAGAACAUAAAUGCUAAAUCAAAAGUCAUUUUGCAUUUCUGGAACCCCUGAAAAUGAAUGCUGUCUUCUGAAGUUUAAAAUAUUUACUUACUUCAGAUCCGUAGGGGUAGGACAGUGUUAUAAUAUGAUGAUGGUGGUUUAUGUUAAACCAGAAGCAUGGAAAUGCAAGUCCGGAUGUUCUUUCAGCCUAAACCUACCUCACAGUUGAGGAACAGUAAGAACUCUAUAAAUUGCCCCAAGGUCCUUAGACAAAGGACAAGAUAAAAACGUAAAUCAUAAUAUUGCUAUUUGAUGGCCAACAAUAAUUCCCCAUUUGAUAGCUGUUCUUUAUUGGAAAAGAUUAUUAUUUUCAUGCCACUUUGAAAUAUAAUGCUUUCUUCCUAGCAUAUUUGGCAUUAAUUGUGCUUUUGAGAUGUUAAUUUUGGCGAAAGGACAAACUUCAAAGCAUUGCAUUGGCUGUUAAGAAAAAGGGGGCUGCUCUCUAGCACUGAUGGAAGAUGGUUUUGACAAUUAGGAUCUGAAUCUCCAAGCAACUUCUCCUUGGUUGAUAUCCAACUGUAAGCCGCAACCAGAGCAGGCCCAACCUGACCAAUGGAACGUAGGGAGAAAUUGCUCAUCAGAUCCCCAGUGGUUCACCAGGCCUACUCUAGUCGUGACUUACUGUUGGAUUUCAGCCCAUGUGUUUUUCCAUUUGUGUUAAACUUUUGACUUGGCAGAUCUAACUUUAUCUGAAGUGGAAUCAAUACAAACGGUCUGAAUUUUGGAAAUGCCAGCUUUGCAAAGUCCUUGCUUUAUUCUUUUUCAAACCAAAAGCUUCCAUCACUGUCAAUAGCUCCUACUGGGGAUAGCCAGAUGUUGCUGGGGUGAAGUGGCCAGCAUUCUUCACCAUUGGGAUGUGCUGGUUUAGGCUGCCAGAAAUUUCACUGCAACAUCUGGAGGCUCGCCAUUUGCUACCCCUACUGUAAACCCUCUAUAUUUAUUCGAGAAUAUUAAGUUGCUUUUUUUUAGUGUCGCUAUUGCAGGACAUGGUAUUAAUUGAAAAGGGCUUGAAAUGUUUUUAGACGCUGCCUGAAAAUAUUAAAGUGCCAAGAUUUAAAUUAGAACUUAGGGGUUGGAAAGGGGAUGGGAAUUCAAUGGAAUGGGGAAAUGCGCGCACUGUAUCCUGGAAGAGGGCGUAGCUGACUGAAACACUGCAUGCAACCUUUUUUGCAGGCCCUGCUUGGUUCCAUUAAAGGCAAAGUACAGGAAAUGACCUAAUGGAUGUACCUGCU
Pogona vitticeps (central bearded dragon) is the source of this 4479-nucleotide messenger RNA. RefSeq names its product transmembrane protein 47. Lineage: Eukaryota; Metazoa; Chordata; Lepidosauria; Squamata; Agamidae. The record is from RefSeq and is a predicted model, not a curated record. Gene Ontology annotation, cellular component: cell-cell junction. Gene Ontology annotation, biological process: cell-cell adhesion.